Bursaphelenchus okinawaensis is the source of this 1016-nucleotide messenger RNA. The record is from the annotation of a GenBank genome assembly. NCBI's taxonomy places the organism in Eukaryota, Metazoa, Nematoda, Chromadorea, Rhabditida, Aphelenchoididae.
AUGGCCAGUUUUGCUCGAUUUGCAGGAAGAAACAUGGAGAAUGCGCCUCGUUCUGCUCGACCCUACUUCCCCAGCAGCUUAUGUGGAGAUGUCGAGUCGAUGAUGAUUGAUAUGGUGCUAACUGAGAUUCAGAAUCAAAUUGAGAGGAUUGAAGAUGAACAAGUAAGUUAAAGUUUACUCGAUUUUUCAACAAUUGACCAUAAGUUAAUAUGUGUAACUAAAAAAGUUGUUAUAAAACAACGUGUUUAACAUAAUCAUUAAAUUAACCAUCUUCACCCUGCGAAUAUUCGAAUUAUUUUUUUCCUUAAACUAAUGUCAGACUUUAUAAUAUGCACUAUUUUCACGAGGUUGAAGUUAUAAGGGUUUAAAGGGUGUAAAACGGCCUAUUUUAGGAACGUAAACGUCAAGAAGCCCUGAAAGAAAGUCAAUCCCCUGAUUAUACCUGGCUUAUGGACUGGAAACUGAAAAAUAAAAAAGUAUUGAAUUUUAGGGUAAGUUGUUUAAUAAUUUUUUGAAAUGAAAGUUUUUAAAAAGUCUGAAUUUUUUAAAAACGUUUUUUCAGGAAUGUUCAGCAGUCGAACUUCUCUGUCAAAAGAUCCAGCCAGCCGAAUGGAGUCUUCUUAUCCGUACCUUCCGAACCAAAGCCCGUUACGUAGAUUCUCGUGACGGUGUGAUUGACAUCUUUAGACAUAGUGUUGAAGAGAUUAUCGGGCAACGUGGUGGGAACACGUCGGUGCUAAAUGUUGAUGAACAUGAUGAGGUGAGUGUGACAUAAAUGAAGUACAGUGGAACUCCUGUAUAACGAAUCGCAAGGGGAUUGAAAAUUUGUUCGUUAUACAGGAGUUCCACUGUAUUGAAAGAUUCCAGAAAUGGUCGACGAGUGGGGAACAGCCGAGGAGUUUGUCGGUGGCCGAGCUUUCAGUGCCUCACGAAUCGCUCAGAAGCUUCAGCGAAAUGGGAAACGUCGUUUGACACUUCAGCUGGGCGAGACUGUACAUUACACACGGUUUUACUGA